Molecule: messenger RNA, 1490 nt
Organism: Cryphonectria parasitica EP155
Lineage: Eukaryota; Fungi; Ascomycota; Sordariomycetes; Diaporthales; Cryphonectriaceae
Exons: 3
Coding region: 1-864 (287 amino acids)
Biological process (GO): RNA processing
Source: RefSeq, a predicted model, not a curated record
AUGGCCAAGGAGAAGAAUUACAACCCGGUGCAGGCUCAGCGGAAGGCCGACAAGGCUAAGGCUAUCAAGAAAGGAAAGGCUGAUGUUGCAGCCAAGCGCAAUGAGCGCCUUGCAAAGCGCAACCCGGAGCGCAUACAAAAACAAGUCGAUGACCUGAAGGCAAUCGCCACUGGUGGUGGCAAACUUACACGACACGAAGAGCAGCUUCUGGAAGGCCUGGGAAAGGAGCUCAAGGCAGUGCAAAAAGCUCGCGAGGCACUCGGCGACGCAGCACCUCAGUUCAGGCGCGACGGGCCACCACGCGACGGAAACAAUGACCGAGGAGUGCUAGGCAAACGGAGACGAGACUUUAAUGAUGCCCAGUCGAGCAGUGACAGCGAUGUGCCUGAGGACGUCAAGGCCAUCCCCAUGCCGAGGGACACGCCACCGCCCAUCCCGAAGGAGUUCAUGGAUAAGUGGUGGGCCAAGAGGAGGGCAAAGAGGAAUACAAAUGCCAACACUGAGCCGCUUGGGCGUGACAGAGGCAUUGGCGGGGAGGGCGGUAAUGAUAACGAGCGUUCUAUGACGAAACCACCAGCACCGGUGGUCGAGAGCAAGACGGUGUACGAAGCCAAGCCCAUGGUGAGGGAUCUAAGGAAAGAGGCUGCCGCCUUUGUUCCGACCGUUGUGAGGCAAAAGCUGGAUAAAAGCCAGGGCAAGGGCGGUCUGAUGGAGCCCGAGGAGGCGGACAGGUUGGAGCAAGAAGGGUACCUGAAAUCUGCAGCCGCCAUGACAACGGAUGGCCCGUCGACCGAGAUCGAAGAUGGUUCGGCACCUGCACUCAGGCAUGUCACCAUGGAGGAAAUUGAAGACGACGAAGACUGAAAGAAAACCAAAACAAAUUGUCUGGGCGACUCAGCCACACAAGGAAUGAAUUCACCUAUAGUCGUGGAGAUAUCGCAAAAGUCCACGUUCUACAAUGAAACAUUGGUAGCCAACUGUCUGGGCUCCCAUCUCAGUGGACUGCCAGCCUCAGGUGCUCUAGCCUCUGCAGACAUAGUAUUCCGGCUACCUUUGGUGGCCUCGUGCUAUGACAGCAAGUCUCCUUGCUGUUCGAAACAUUUAGUAUGGUCCAAUGAGAGGCGGACUCGAUCCGCGGCCACCACCAAGAGGCAACACCGACAUGUCGAACAGAGACACAUGCUAAUGGCGAGAGUACGAAUCUGAGGGACAACGGUGGACUCUGGUUUGGUGGUGCCACGCCGUAAACGAGUCUUCACAAUUACGUGCAAGGUAUACUGCCAGUUAUCACAAAAUUAACCUGAAGGAGCAACAUUCUCCCGCUGGACUCCUACUUCUGACAAAUGGCGGGGUUACGGAUGACAUGUGCAAACUCGUGAUUGGGCAUGGAGGAGGAUGUUGGGAGUGUGGCAUCCUUCUCGUCUGCUCUGCCGCCUCGCCUCCUUCAGUCUGGGGAUAGCAUAGUCAAUAUUUCAAAUAUCUCUUAUCCC